Molecule: messenger RNA, 723 nt
Organism: Benincasa hispida (wax gourd)
Lineage: Eukaryota; Viridiplantae; Streptophyta; Magnoliopsida; Cucurbitales; Cucurbitaceae
Source: RefSeq, a predicted model, not a curated record
CUUGUUCUGAAUCUUUCAAUUCCCAUCAAACAAACUAAACAGCUUAAUAUUGGAGGGCCAUUUUUCUUGUCAUGUUGUUCAAUAAACCAACAUAAUUUCUUAGUCAUGGGUUCUUCCAAAAGAUGGGCAACCACCAUUUCUCGCACUGCCUCUUCGUUAUAUUUUGUUCUCAUUUUCUUCCAAAUUCCUCUUUUCAGAGUGGGAUGCAGAGGGACAUUAUGCACAACACCACUGGAAUUGACAUGUUCUCAGUUGUUAGCAAGCGAGGCGUUUCCCGUUUAUGUUGUGAAAUCAAUUCUAUAUCCUGGAGCCAUUGCAAAAGCCAUCUUUAAGAACAAACCCAUUCCACCAUUUAAUAGCUUGCCAAAGCUAUACAAGUUUAUCCAUGUAAAACCAACAGCUUCUCCUCUCACCUCGGAUCUCCAUCGCCUAGAGGUUAUUGCAGGAAGUUAUUUGGCAGUAGGAGGAGGUAUGAUGGGAAUGGUUAGAGCAGGGGGUGGGAGAAUGAGUCUGUUUGGUUGCCUUAUUGCAAUGUGGGGAAUUGUUUGGAGGAAAUCUUCAUAUUUAAAUCCCAAUAAGGAAAUAAGCCAAAUCUAUCCAACCAUGUUUCUUGCUCUGCUUUUGGCUUUCAUGUCUGUUAGGAAGGAUGUGAGGAGAAUAGUACGUACCCUCAAACCUCAAUCCAAUCCUUUGUCUUCAUCCAACAAAACCAAACGCAAAUGA